Paramecium octaurelia is the source of this 816-nucleotide messenger RNA. The record is from the annotation of a GenBank genome assembly. Lineage: Eukaryota; Ciliophora; Oligohymenophorea; Peniculida; Parameciidae.
AUGAAUAUAAAUUCUUUUGAAAUAUUUUUAGAAGAGUUUAAAUUUAAUAUCAAGAGGCACAAUUACUCGCUUACUCGAUAGUAAAUAGAAAAACUAGCAAAAAAGAAAUGGAUGGCAUUGGAAGACUCUCAAAAAUUUAGAUUUAUGGUUAUGACACACACUGACUAGGUUUAUCAAUAAAUAAAUGAAUUCUAAAUAAAUGAUUAUAAUUUCAAAAAUGAAUUUUCUGAAUAAGCUAUAUUGUUAAAACGAAUUCUUUAAUCNGAUGGAUAAAUCUAAUUAUAUAGGACAUACAAUAAAAGUUCAUUGCCUUUAUCUAUUAUGGGAGCUAAGGAAUGCUUUGGAGAAGAUGAAAUACUCACUCAAUUUAGAUCUCAUUCUGCUAAAUCCUUAAGUGGUGUUAAACUGUAUAGAAUAUUAAAAAAUAAAUACUUGGACCAUAUCCCUUAGGAUUACUCUAGUAAAUAUUUCAAAAAGGAUUCUCAUCAUAAACUCAGUAUUUAUUAGAAUGAAGACUAAUUUCGAAUUUAUAGGUCAGAAUCACUAAAGAAUAUUAAUUCCCCUGCCAAAGUCAUGCAAAGAAUUCUGACUAGAAAUAAGGAAAAGAAUAAGACCUAUUAAUCUAUUUCGUUUCAGAAAAUAAAUGAAUUAAUGAAGAAGGAUUUUAGACAAUCCAAUACAUCUACUGUACUACAAAAGUCUAAUAGUAUGCAUGAACAUACUCGAAUUCAUGCUACUGGAAAAUUUGAUAAGACAAAUUAUUUACUUAGUCAUAUCAGAAUGAGAUCAACAAGUUUAUGGAAAAAGACAAAGUGA